This is a messenger RNA of Cadophora gregata, 3703 nucleotides long. It is a transcript of the gene PRP22, whose product is annotated as DEAH-box ATP-dependent RNA helicase prp22. The transcript has a single exon. Gene Ontology annotation, molecular function: ATP binding; RNA binding. Lineage: Eukaryota; Fungi; Ascomycota; Leotiomycetes; Helotiales; Ploettnerulaceae. Gene Ontology annotation, cellular component: catalytic step 2 spliceosome; intracellular anatomical structure. Bases 67 to 3684 code for a protein of 1205 amino acids. Gene Ontology annotation, biological process: spliceosomal complex disassembly. The record is from RefSeq and is a predicted model, not a curated record.
GACGACAGAGCUUUGAACUCCAUAUACCAACGAACGGGCAGUUCUUGCAAGAAGCAGCUCGGAAAAAUGGACGACCUCGAAUCCCUUGAACUCCUUUCCUUGGUCUCAAAGGUCACCUCCGAGCUUCAAAAUCAUCUUGGAAUCAGCGACAAGACACUGGCGGAAUUCAUUAUUGCACAGCACUCAGAAUGCAAGUCCCUCAACGAGUUUCAAACAAAGCUGGAUGCCAUGGGAGCGGACUUCCCACAAAGUUUGAUUGAGAGUGUGGAUCGCUUGGUGCGAACCAUGCAUCCAAAAUUCAGGAGUAUGAAGACGAUAGAGAGGGAACAACCCUCACAUAGGUCUCGAAAAUUGGAGGAAAAGACCAAAGUUUUCAAGGGGCUUGCAAUGCCUGAUAUGGAAAUACCUUGGCAAGAGCACUCGACUGAAGAACCUGCAAAUGGAUCUGUGAAACCUGGGACGGAUGCAAUCGAUGAUACCCUGGCGCUACUGGAAGGUCUCGAGAGCAAAGCAAGAAUCGAAAAGCCCACCCAAACCACCCGCAAGAGAAGUCGGAGCCCUAGCGACGAUAACGAUCGUGGUAGAAGUCGAAAGGAUAAAUACAGAUCACGAUCGCGGUCUGUGGAGGAAAGACGGCGCAAGAAAAUUGGGUAUGGAGAAGAAGAUGAAUAUGGUCGGUCAAGAAAUGGGCACAAAAGCAGCCGGCGAAGAAGGGAAGACGACGAUCCAUUCAGACGCCCGCCGUUACCGGAGAUCGACGACGAGCCAAUAACUUACAAAGUCUAUGAUGGACAUGUUACGGGGGUGAAGGAUUUUGGCGCAUUUGUUAAUAUUCAUGGGGUCAAAGGCAAGGUUGAUGGGCUCGUCCAUGUAUCAGCUUUGGUAGAAGGUCAGCGCGUCAAUCAUCCGUCUGACUUGGUUACAAGGGGUCAGCCAGUCAAGGUCAAAGUCAUCAAGAUAGAUGGCUCAAGGAUUGGGCUUUCAAUGAAGGAGGUCGAUCAGGAGACUGGAAGAGAUCUUGCCCCACAGACGAGAAUACAAUCUGGCGCCAAUAUGGAACAGAUAGGAGGAGGCAAAGAUGAGUAUAAUCUCAUAGACGACAAGGUCCUUGUAUUCGAAGGUGAUUUGACCAAGAACUCCCAGCGAACGAGGAAGAGAAUGACUUCCCCUGAGCGCUGGGAAAUUCGUCAACUUAUCGCAUCGGGUGUUGUGAAGGCCUCAGAUUAUCCAGAUCUCGAUGAAGACUACAACGCUACACUAAACGGCGAGGGCGAGAUGGAGCUAGAGGAGGACGUUGAUAUCGAACUCCGAGAAGAGGAACCGCCCUUCCUUGCCGGCCAAACUAAGCAAUCAUUAGAGCUGUCUCCCAUCCGAGUUGUUAAAGCUCCUGACGGAUCCAUGAAUCGUGCUGCUAUGGCUGGAGCUACCUUGGCAAAGGACCGAAAGGAACUGAGGUCACAGGAAGCACAAGACAAAGCAGCUGAAGAGGGCUCCAAGGUUGAUCUAUCGGCGCAGUGGCAUGAUCCCAUGGCAGACCCGGAUGAAAAGAAGUUUGCCACUGAUCUCCGGAGCAUCAAAGCAAAUCCAGCAAACGAAACUAUACCGGAAUGGAAGAAAGCCACACAGAGCAAGGACCAGUCCUUUGGGAGACGAACGGAUAUGACUAUUAAGCAGCAAAGAGAAUCCUUACCCGUGUAUAGAUUUAGAUCAGAGCUCAUCAAAGCCGUACACGCGAAUCAAUUACUCAUUGUUGUUGGAGACACCGGGUCUGGAAAGACAACACAAUUAACUCAAUAUCUGGCAGAGGCUGGGUUUGCUAACAACGGCAUGAUUGGAUGUACUCAACCACGUCGUGUCGCAGCUAUGUCAGUCGCAAAGCGUGUUGCUGAGGAGGUCGGUUGCGAUCUCGGUCAAGAGGUUGGAUACUCUAUUCGAUUUGAAGAUUGUACCAGUCCGGCAACAAAGAUCAAGUACAUGACCGAUGGCAUGUUGCAGCGUGAGAUUCUGAUGGAUCCUGAUAUCAGGAGAUACUCCGUUAUCAUGCUGGACGAAGCUCACGAACGUACGAUUUCUACCGAUGUGCUCUUCGCAUUGUUGAAAAAGACUAUUAAACGGCGACCUGAUCUAAAGGUCAUCGUCACCUCUGCGACUUUAGAUGCGGACAAGUUCUCUGCUUAUUUCAACGAGUGUCCGAUCUUCUCAAUCCCCGGUCGGACAUUCCCUGUCGAGGUCAUGUAUUCGCGAGAACCUGAAUCCGAUUACCUGGACGCAGCUCUGGUAACAGUAAUGCAAAUUCACCUGACAGAACCCCCCGGAGAUAUCCUAUUAUUCUUGACUGGCCAGGAAGAGAUUGACACUAGCUGCGAAAUUCUUUUCGAGCGUAUGAAAGCCCUCGGCCCAAGCGUUCCGGAACUUAUCAUUCUGCCGGUUUAUUCUGCACUACCAAGUGAGAUGCAAAGCAAAAUCUUUGAUCCUGCGCCUCCGGGGAGCAGAAAGGUUGUGAUAGCCACGAAUAUUGCCGAAACAUCUAUCACAAUUGAUCACAUCUAUUACGUUAUCGAUCCUGGGUUUGUCAAGCAGAACGCGUAUGAUCCAAAACUAGGGAUGGAUUCACUUGUGAUCACUCCGAUCUCCCAGGCCCAGGCCAAACAACGUGCCGGACGUGCUGGGAGAACCGGCCCUGGGAAGUGCUUCCGCCUUUAUACCGAAUCUGCUUUCCAGUCUGAAAUGCUGCCAACCUCUAUUCCCGAGAUUCAGCGACAGAAUUUGUCGCAUACUAUUCUGAUGCUUAAAGCGAUGGGAAUCAACGAUCUCUUGCAUUUCGACUUCAUGGAUCCUCCCCCUACAAACACUAUGUUGACAGCCUUGGAAGAGCUUUAUGCCUUGUCUGCCUUAGAUGACGAAGGUCUAUUGACUCGGCUCGGUCGAAAGAUGGCAGAUUUCCCAAUGGAGCCGUCGCUUGCCAAAGUUUUGAUAGCGGCGGUUGACCUUGGAUGCUCUGACGAAAUUCUAAGUAUCGUUGCAAUGCUGUCAAUGGCUACUAUCUUCUAUCGCCCGAAGGAGAAGCAGUCACAAGCAGACCAGAAGAAAGCCAAAUUCCAUGAUCCUCACGGCGACCAUCUUACUCUACUCAACGUGUACAAUGGCUGGAAGCAGAACAAGUUUGCAAAUCCAUGGUGCUUCGAAAACUUCAUCCAAGCUCGGUCAAUGCGCCGCGCAAAGGAUGUACGGGAUCAGCUCGUAAGUAUCAUGGACAGGUACAAACACCCUGUUGUCUCGUGCGGUCGCAAUACGCAGAAGGUCAGGCAAGCUCUUUGCAGCGGAUUUUUUCGUAAUUCGGCGCGAAAGGAUCCCCAGGAAGGCUAUAAGACCCUCAUUGAGGGUACACCAGUUUACCUGCAUCCAAGCUCGGCCCUCUUCGGAAAACAGGCGGAAUGGGUGAUUUACAACACCCUUAUCAUGACGAGCAAGGAGUACAUGCACUAUACUACUUCAAUCGAACCUAAAUGGCUUGUCGAGGCCGCUCCGUCAUUCUUUAAGGUCGCACCGACAGACAAGUUGAGUAAGCGAAAGAAAGCUGAAAGAAUCCAGCCGUUGUAUAACAAAUUUGCUGCCGAGGAUGAUUGGAGGCUGUCAUCACAGAAACGACAAGGCAGGGGAGGUGGUGGUGGAACAUGGGGCUGAUUCAUAGCUGCAUGGAAUA